AAAAAGAAUAUAUAUGCAGACUAUUCUAAAUAAUGAAAGGUUUUUUUUUUUAAUGUUUCAUUGUUGCAGAGGGAACUGGUUCAUAUCUGGUGAUGAAAAUGUUCUUGAAAAAGAUGGUAUUCUCCAUUGCAAUAAAAGCAGUCCUACUGCCAGGGGUUGCAUGCCUUAUUUCUCAUACUUCUCGCAAAGCAUGUGCCGUGGGAAAACUUCCAUUUGUUAAGCAUAAGUAUUUUCUGCCAGGAGAUUUCACGAUAGCUGGGAUAAUCUCUGAGUUCUACACGAUGUCUGAUCAAGUGGGUUUCACAAGACAUCCAUCUGAAGAACUGGUUGAUGAGUUCAUUUAUUUCAUGGCAAGAUGGACCUACUUGGCUUCAAUGGAGCUCCUCUCAACACGGGGCAGAUUCAUCCCCAAUUAUAAGUGUGAUACUAAGGACUGGGCAAUAUCUGUUAUUGCAGGACCUAACUCUCACAUCUGUCCCUUCAUGGCACACGUUUUGAAUGUCUACAAGAUGCCCCAGCUGAUAUAUGGAUCUUCUCCUAUGAGAAAUGACCAGAUACAAGCUGCUUUCUUCCAUCGCUUUUUCCCAGAUGGUGACCAACAGAUUGUGGAUAUUCUCCAGUUGCUGUUGUAUUUUAGGUGGACAUGGAUUGGGCUGAUUCUCCAACGUAAUGAGAGUGGAGACAGAUUCAUUCAAAAUGCUGUUCCGUUGUUUUCUCAACAAGGUAUCUGCUUUGAGUUCAUGGCAGAGAUGGCAAAGGAAACAUUUUCUAAUGAUAUUUCAGCAGCCUUUAAAGAUUUUAGCAAAAUGUACAUUAUUAUCAUGAACAGCACUACCAAUGUCAUUAUCCUAUAUUGUGAAAACCAAGUUACCAUCAUUUUCAGAAUGUUGCCCUAUUAUACAGAAUUUGAAGAUAUACCCAUCGAGAGAAAAGAUAAAGUUUGGAUAAUGCCAGCCCAGAUGGAGUUUACAUCCGUUCCUUUUCAAAAAACUAGGGGUAUAGAUUUUUUCCAUGGUGUUAUAAGUUUUGAAGUUUCUUCCAAGGAGAUUUCUGGAUUUAAUAAAUUCCUUCAGAUGAGAAACCCAACAUCAGAAGCGGAAGACCAUUUAAUGAGAGUGUUCUGGGAAGAGGCUUUUGAAUGCUCUUUUCCUAAAGAUAAGUUAAAUGAAGAAAACUCUGGAAUGCUGUGCACUGGAGAAGAGAAGUUGGACAAACUACCUAAGUCUGUGUUUGACACAACCAUGACUGGACAGAGUUACAGCAUCUACAAUGCAGUUUAUGCUGUGGCACAUGCUUUACAAGCCAUGUUUUCCCCCAAACACAGAACAAGAGCAAAAGUUGGGAGAGAAAUGUUUUUGACUCAAAAGGCAUGGCAGUUACAUCACUAUUUGGGAACCAUGUCAUUUAAUAACACUGCAGGAGAGAAAAUUUCCUUUAAUGAAAAUGGGGAUUUAGACACUGGAUUUGACAUUAUCAACUGGGUCACAUUUCCAAACAAGACCUUUGUUAAAGUCAAAGUUGGAAAGAUCAACCCAGCAGCUUCUCCAGAUAAGCUAUUCUCCAUUUCUGCACAAGACAUCACCUGGCCUACCAUGUUUAACCAGGUUCUACCUCUUUCUGUUUGCAAUGACAAUUGCUAUUCUGGGUCCAGGAAGAUGAAAAUAGAAGGGAAGCCAUUUUGCUGUUAUGAUUGCCUUCCAUGUGCAAAAGGGAAAAUUUCAAACCAGAUGGAUGCAGUUGACUGCUUUCAAUGUUCAGAAGACCAAUAUCCAAACAAGGCUCAAAACCUUUGUAUUCUAAAAACAACCACCUUCCUGUCUUACAAUGAGCCACUGGGAAUCACCUUGGCCAGUGUUAGUCUCUUCCUUUCUUUCAUCACAGCUUUGGUGCUGAGGAUCUUCAUUAAACAGCGGGACACCCCCAUUGUCAAAGCCAACAACAGGAGCCUCACCUACAUUCUUCUCAUUGUUCUCCUGCUCUCAUUCCUUUGCAGUUUACUCUUCAUUGGGCAACCUGACCAAGCAAAAUGUUUCAUGCGACAAGCUGCUUUUGGCAUCAUAUUCUCAGUAGCCCUUUCUUGCAUAUUAGGGAAAACAAUCCUUGUUGUUCUUGCUUUCAUGGCCACCAGGCCAGCUUCCAAAAUGAGGAAAUGGGUGGGGAAUAGGCUGGCUUUUUCUAUUGUCCUAUUUUGCUCCCUGGCACAAUUUACUAUUUGUACAGUGUGGCUGACAAUUUCUCCCCCAUUCCCAGAUUCUGACAUGCACUCUAUAGCUGAAGAAAUUGUCCUACAAUGUAAUGAAGGUUCAACCACAAUGUUUUAUACAGUGCUUGGCUUUCUGGGGUUCUUGACUGCUGUCAGUUUCACUGUGGCCUUCCUAGCUAGGAAGUUACCAGAUAGCUUUAAUGAAGCCAAAUUUAUCACCUUCAGCAUGUUGGUCUUUUGUAGUGUCUGGAUAUCAUUUGUUCCAACUUAUUUGAGUACCAAGGGGAAAUACAUGGUGGCUGUGGAGAUCUUCUCCAUUUUAGCUUCAGCAGCUGGACUACUGGGCUGCAUCUUUUCCCCCAAAUGCUAUAUCAUUAUUAUGAGACCUGAUUUGAAUACAAAGGGACAGUUAAUAAAAAAAUAA
Molecule: messenger RNA, 2627 nt
Organism: Pantherophis guttatus
Lineage: Eukaryota; Metazoa; Chordata; Lepidosauria; Squamata; Colubridae
Product: vomeronasal type-2 receptor 26-like
Biological process (GO): G protein-coupled receptor signaling pathway
Cellular component (GO): plasma membrane
Molecular function (GO): G protein-coupled receptor activity
Source: RefSeq, a predicted model, not a curated record